AAGAGAGAAUCGACGAGCACCAGAGGAUAACAUUAGCAAGGCGAUAGAUAAGAAGAGGAACAGCGAAGAAAAGAAGCAGGCGAAGCGACUGUCGCGAGGACCUCAUCCGCCAUGACGCUCUCCCUCUCCACCUCCUUCCUCCCCACCCCCGCCGCCGCGACCGCGAGGGCCACCACAGCCCGCACCCUACGCUCCGUCGUCCCCUCCCAGGGGAUGCGGUGCUCGAUGCGCAAGAAGGGGCUGCACCCGGAGAUCUACGAGGACGCGAAGGUGUACUGCAACGGGGAGCUGGUGCUGGUGACGGGGGGAACCAAGCCGGAGUACACGGUGGACGUGUGGUCCGGGAACCACCCCUACUACGUCGGCGACACCUCGGCGCUGGUGGUGAUGGACAGCCAGAUCGAGAAGUUCCGCAAGAAGUGGGGGCACGUCAAGGAGUACUGGCCCGAGGACCAGUGGAGGGAGAUGCACCCCGACGGCGACCCGGAGUUCGAGCCCGAGGGGGACAACUGAAAUGGCUCCCGUCUUCUUCCUCAUCAAUCACCGUACCGGUGCUGUUUCUCUCUGUGUCCUCUUGAGUCUGAAUGGAAUUGAGACUUUUGGUCUGUUUGCAGUGCUCUCUAGGUGUUCGGUUAAUGCUCGGAAUGGAAAUACGCCAUUAUUACGACUUCAUUACGAGAUGCUCGUACUAGUGUAGUGUAAUA
Molecule: messenger RNA, 704 nt
Organism: Sorghum bicolor (sorghum)
Lineage: Eukaryota; Viridiplantae; Streptophyta; Magnoliopsida; Poales; Poaceae
Product: 50S ribosomal protein L31, chloroplastic
Exons: 2
Coding region: 112-513 (133 amino acids)
Biological process (GO): translation
Cellular component (GO): ribosome
Molecular function (GO): structural constituent of ribosome
Source: RefSeq, a predicted model, not a curated record